Alternaria incomplexa is the source of this 1161-nucleotide messenger RNA. RefSeq lists its product as uncharacterized. The record is from RefSeq and is a predicted model, not a curated record. The transcript has a single exon. Bases 1 to 1161 code for a protein of 386 amino acids. NCBI's taxonomy places the organism in Eukaryota, Fungi, Ascomycota, Dothideomycetes, Pleosporales, Pleosporaceae.
AUGGACGCCGACAUGACAUCCCCAGCUCCUGCAGCCAUCCCCGACACCAUUCUCCGCGAUCACUUUACUUCAAAGCCUCGACGCGAUGACAAUUACACUUACGCGACAUCAAUCCACAUCAAGUCCAAAGCCCAAGCCACAGCAUUUGCGCGCACAAGCUACACCCAGCCUCCCAAGCGCACCCUCGCCAUCUGGAUCAACAGCACCGUCAGCGGUGACCUGCGCAACGAACCCUGCGCCAUAGCAGUCGGCUACAACUCACCUACAACUGCUGACUGGACCGCCCAAGUCACCAUCGCACACUACACCAGCGCAAACGAAGCCAUCCUAUUAUCCAUCGGCGAAGCGCUCCGCGUAGCCACGUCUCCCAAGAUAACUGAGCACGUCGACCGCGUGCUCAUCUUCUCAGAUGUGCAACGCGUCCUCAAGAGUAUGAGACAGGGCCAUCCGUUCGGGUUGGUGAGGGAUAGAUGGCUUGUAGACGAUAUACCCCAUCUUACCAAACAACUAGCCGAGAAGAGCGUAGAAGUGGAGUUUCACUGGUUGCCUCCUCUCUCCAGGAUAGAGCCUCACCAACGCAUGCGUCAAGCCUCGCAGCGGUUCAAGAAGCUUGCUUUAACUGAGUACCCGCCGGAGUUACUCGAUCGGAGCGUUAGUUUUCCAGCUGUGAGACUGGACGGGGAACUCGUCACGGGAGGUGCGGGGGAAGACUUCGUGGGUGGUUGGCUAGGCGCUGCGCUGAAGGAUGUAAAGGUUCUGCCGCGAAGGGAGCUAAGUCGUGACCUGAGGGUUCAGGCUAGGCAGGCUAUUAACCAGAGGAGGAAGGAGAGGAAGGAGAAGGCGAGGGCGAGGAGGAUUAAGGAUGGGACAGAGAGAGAUAUCAGGAAGCUUGAGAAGGAGAUGAGGAAGUUGAUUCGUAAGAAUGAAAUGGAAGCUGAGAAGCAGGAUGUGCUGGGUUUGGCAGGUGACAGUGAGAUGAAGGUUGAGGAGCAGGAAGUACUGGGUUCGGCGUGUGGCAGUGAGAUGGAAGUGGAGGAGCUGGAAGUUCUGGGUUUGGAAGAUGAGAGCGAGGCGACGACACACGAGCUUGUGGGAAAGAUUGAGGGGCAGGAGAGGCAAUGUAUGCUCGUGGAGGAGUUUGAGAACAUGGGUUUGGUUUGA